UCAAACGUACGCUUUGACGAUGCCGAAGUUCAGUCGGGUGUUCCUGUACGUUGAAAUCAUCGUCCUCCGCAGAUUCCAACACGUUGCUCGCCAUUGCAUUGCAACGUCACUUCUGGUAGCCCUUGCGAUGGAUAGAGUGACCACACCCCUGUGUCUUGAACUUCGGGUAUGUUCGGGUAGGACUCAAUAUGUGUCAUAAAAACCUCAUUUUUAGCUAAACUAUGGUUGAAAACUUGUUGGAAGUUAUGUGCAUGUAUUAUAUAACAUAUAAACAAUGCAAAUAUGAAUUUUAACUGACCCCAUAACAUCUUUGUCAUCUGACCUUUAAUCACAGGCCCACAGUUCACAAAAACAAUCGUCUCGUAUUUUUCUGUAAUGUAAUGUCAUGUAAAUGGGAGCUCCUCUGUGCUCAUCUUAAGCGAGUGGUUACAUUGAGGCCAGAGGCAAUUGGGCGAGCGGUGCAAUUCUUUCCCAUUCAGCUGGGGAACCUUUCAAAGCUUUUCAAGUGCUCAGCUGUCCCCAACAGUCACACAUGCUCUCCCAUGGUGAGUCGGGGCAGGGCCGGACUGGCCAUGCUGGCAUUUCUCUUCCCGAGCUCCCACCUGUUGGAGCCUCAUUUGGAACGGCGGACGUGGAAAAGUCGGCCAGAAAAGAAUUUUUCUAGAUACGUGUGCUGUGUGGCGUCGCAUGAUUUUUAACAGAACAACCCAAGUAGCAGCAACAUCGCCAGUAGUUUGUUUUCUUCUUAUCAGGAAAAUCAGCGUGACUCCCCUUUCACAUAAAGUCGUGAAAUCUGCUGGGACCACAAACCUCAGCUUCUGAUACUUCUAGGACCCCAAACGUCAGUUUUUGGUACUUCUGGCACUCCAAACUUGGGCUUCUGGUACGUCUGAUACCUAAAACCUCAGCUUUAGUUACUUCUGUGACCCAAAACCUCAGCUGUGCACCAUGGCGAACUACGACUCGCUGGAUGACAAGGACUCUGUGGAUAUUCAUGACAACCCCCCUCUGCCGGAUAAUGUGGUGAAAGAGGAUGAUAACACGGUCUACUUCAUCUACAACGAGGAGGUGGCGGAAGAGGAGCGAGACGAGCCGCCUCCGCCAGAAUCCAUCAAAGCCAUCAACGACCGGCCGCACAAGUUCAAGGAUCACUACUGCAAGAAGCCCAAGUUCUGCGACGUGUGCGCGCGCAUGAUCGUUUUAAACGACAAGUUCGCAUUACGCUGCAAGAACUGCAAAACCAGCAUCCACCACCAGUGCCAGUCCUACGUAGAGUUCCAGAGGUGCUUUGGCAAAAUUCCUCCGGGGUUCAGGAGAGCGUACAGUUCUCCUCUGUACAGCAGCCAGCAGAAUGCUACUGUCUCCCAGCUGUUGCCCUUCUCGCAGUCAAAUCGCACUGACCCCGUGUUCGAGACGCUGCGCAUCGGCGUCAUCAUGGCCAACAAGGAGCGCAAGAAAGGCUCCGAGGACAAAAAGAACAUGACGAUGAUGAUGAUGGAGGAAGACGAGUCCCAGCCCAAACAGCAGGAGAACGGCGGUGAAGGAGCUAGCUCAGAGGGAGACAAGCGAGGAGACAAGGCUCCAGCAGAUGACAAGAGUAAAAAGCCUCAUCCGGGGAAGAUCGGCGUGUUCAGUCAGUCUCAUUACUACUUGGCUCUGCACAGUUUCAAGGCUAUCGAGAAAGAUGACCUGGACGUACACGCUGGCGACCGUAUCACAGUGAUCGAUGACUCCAAUGAGGAGUGGUGGAGGGGGAAGAUCGGCGAGAGGGCAGGCUUCAUCCCGGCCAAUUACAUCAUCCGAGUACGAGCCGGAGAGCGAGUGUAUAAAGUGACGCGCUCCUUUGUUGGCAACAGAGAGAUGGGCCAGAUUACCCUGAAGAAAGACCAGAUUGUGGUGAAGAAAGGUGAUGAGGUGAACGGUUACCUGAAGGUUAGCACGGGACGCAAGCUGGGCUUCUUCCCUGACAACUUACUGCAGGAGAUCUGAAGGGUUUUUUGGGGGGCUGGUCCAACAAUAGCUUAUUAUAAAGAAUUGUCACCAUAAAUAUUACAUUCAUAUGAAUACAAUUUUAAUUUCAAUCCAUCUGAAUAGCUUGGACACAAUGGCGGCCAGCAACGAGUUGAGCACUGAUGCUAAUGUAGCGGCAGUUUUAUUAGAAUUGAUGUACUUCAGUUUGGCCUCGACUUGAUGUGACUGCUCAUUGCUGUAGUUUCUAUUGGCGCUUUCUAUGAAUGUGGUUUGAAAACGGACAUUCUUGGCAUGCAAAUGAAGGAAAUGAAACUUAAUUUAAGACGAUACUGUAUUAAAAGAGUCGAGACUCAUGGAUAUUCUAUGAACAGAUGCACUCAUUUGAUCUCUGUUGUAGUUCACUGUAGCAAACUGUACUUUUUAGUUUAUGACAAAAGACAGAUUGAAGGCCAACAUUUUGACUGAAUCUGUAAUUGGUGAAGAAUAGGUAUAUUUUUAAGAUGGAAAAUGACUUUUUGUUUACCUUGACACAUGCAGUAUUGCACCAACUAUCUAACUCGCUAUUUAUCGCUAUCUAGUUGGCUAGCUAGCUCGCUAUCUUGCUAGCGAGCUAGCUACCCCAAAGGGUCUUCGUAGCUUCGAAAAUGAUCUAAUGGUGUUUCUUUCACGUUUAUCUCUUGUAACACACAAAAAAAGUGGAUCACUUACUCUCAAAAUGGAAAAUAGAGCACACAGACAACUUCAGGUUCGUGGAUAUGGAUUUUUCGGAAUUGGAAAAAGGAUAUGGCUCAUUGUCAAAAGGUGAAGGAAAAAACAUGAAAAGGACAUCUUACCACAAUGAUUCCUCGUGCCAUUUACAGCUCAACUAUAGAGUACAACCAUUGAGCACAGUCUGAACAAUCCAUCCAUUUUCAAUAGCGCUUGUCUUCAUUAAAUUGCAGGUAAGCUCGAGCCUGUCCCAGCGGCACAUUCAUCCAUCCAUCCUUUUUAUAUAGCGCUUGUCCUCAUUAGGAUCACGGGUGAGCUGGAGCCUAUCCCAUCUGUCUUUGGGCGAGAGAAGCGGGGUGCACCCGAACUGGUCGCCAGUCCAUUGCAGUGCACAUAUAGACAAACAAGCUUUUACAUUCACACUGAAGGAGUCUUGAAUGAAACUAUCAUGCUUUUUAUUUUUAUUUCUGAGUACCCAGAGAACACUAACAUGAACUCCACGCAGGAGCCAUAUUUUUUUCUACACGUAAACCAAAUUACUUGAAAAAGGAAUUCCAAACAAGCAGUAGUCCAGAAUGUAUAGGAUUUUUUUUUAAUGGCAUCCUUCAAAAUUAUCCGGACAGAUCGGCCACAUUCAUGUGACGCAUUUAAAGACCUUCCGAGGGACGCGUUACUAUUUCCCGUGCGGCGUAAUUGGCAACGGGAAGAACCGAGGGGCCAGUUUGCCAUGUCGAGAGGCAUCUGGAAUGACGGGAAUGGCAUUCCGGUGAGGACCGCAGGUCCGAAUAUCACAAAGACAGACGGGUUUGUGUCAACACCGCACCUCUUUGCUCGUGUUGACACCGUGUGGCCCGAAUCCGUUUUCUCUUCAGAUGUGCUGCUUUCCAUGCUUGGAUCCAGACGCUGAGUUUGUCAUUUGUCAUCUGAGGGAAGCAGCGGCGAGUAGGUGGAGACGGGUCACUUGCGGCCCAGGAAACAACCUCCCCCACCCGAUGCCAAGCUGUAGCAUAUCGCAAACCUGCAUAAGCAGACACGUAGGAAUAAUAUGCCUUAAAAGUCAUCACGCGUGACGUCAUGUGAGCAUGCCUCGCUACAGCUCAGUUCAACAAGCUUCAAGGGAUUAUAAACUCGUUUUGAUUGUUGUUUGAAUGCAUUGUGUAAUAAAAUGAAUAAAGGGCUGUGAAGAAGAAAAAAACGCAGUGGUGUUGACUGCUACUAACAAUAUAACUGUGAUUGACUGGUGACCUACUUCUCUUGCCACUUCUCUGGACCCUGCCUCUCGUGCCAAAAGUCAGCUGGGAUACACUCCAGCUACCCGCAACCCCAAUGACGACAAGUGUUAUUGGAAAUGCAUGAAUGGACAAGGAUGUCCAGGAUGUACCCCGCUUCUCUAGCCAAAAGUCAGCUCGGAUAAGACUCCAGCUCAUCCAUGACCCUAAGGGAGGAUAAAAUGGAUGGAUUUAUAUGCAAUCCAUCUACAAAAUGAAGACAUUGUUUCUUUGGCAAUUAGGCACCAAUCCACAAAACACAAAUAUUUGUGUGUGUGUGUGUAAAUCCUCAUUCAAACAGGACGUAUUGAUAAGCAUGUCAUGCGAUGCUUGUUUUAGCCAACAGAGGUCACUCAUGCGCCGCAUUUUGAUCCAAACUCAACUGACCAAAACCUAUUAGAAUGUUAUUGCACUUUGACUCAACCCUAUUAAUCAAAUACGAGGCGAUUAUACUUGCAUGAUGCAUUAAUGUUCAUUCAGUCAGAGUUGUUUGUCUGCCAAUAAUCAUAACAUGCGUCAUGUCUAAGGGUAAUGAAAUCCCAAUAUUAUCAAUGAUGUGUCUGUAAUUUGCGGCAGUGAAAAACAACACGUUGCCAUGUUUCAUGCUGCAUGUACACUGUGCAGAAAGUACCACCUUGAUCAUUUAGCAUUUACAAAAAGCUCGAGAGAUGGAAAAACAAAUCUAUAUUAGCAAUUGUCUUGGCCUGGUAGACUCGUAUUGAGUUUUGUCAUUGAGAAAUGGAGAAACUCAGCAGGACAUUGCCAAAACUGCUUCCUGUCUCCAUCCUCUCACAAACUACUAAAACCUUGCAAGCACAUCUCUUCACCUGCCUAAAAUAAGAUAAUCUAAAAUGAUCUAAGUAAAGAAACAAAAACAAAAACAAAACAUGAGCAACCAAAAUAAGUCUCUCUGUUGUGAGCUAAAACAGGACAAAAUUACAAGACUGUAAGAUCUGGUCCCCGCAACAAUGCUAAGCUAACUAGCAGAGCUGCUGUCAACCAAGAAAUGCUGUGAUAAGAUGACAAAAUAAAGUGUGUGAAGAGGUUAGAAUUACAAUGCAAUAUAAUAAAAUGAGCUAAGCUAAAAUAAACGAAACAAAGUCAAGCUACACAAACAAAAGCUAAGAUGACAAAAUGACGACUCCAAUAAUUUAAGAUAAACAAGGACAAAAAUCUUAGCUAUACUAUGCUAAGCUAACUAGCAGGCAAACCACGAAAAUGCUAUGCUAAGAGAAUAUGAUAUACGAGUUCACAAGUCCUAGUCGUAAAAUACUGUAGGUCAUAGAAUAUAAUGACAAAAACAAAGUCAUCAAUAAUAUAAGAUAAACUGGUUGAGACGAUAAAACAAGAUACGAUGCAAUACAAUGUGAGCUCACCUCAGCUAAACGUGUUAAAUGUGCCAAGAUCAACGAAACAAAGUCAAGCAAAAUGACUUUGUCUAAAAAAGAUAAGCUGGUAUAAGAAAAUAAGGCUUCUCCAUCUAUAAGGUAAGAUAAGAUACAAGGCAAUAUGACAAGAUAAAGUUAAGAGACUAAAGACAGUCAGGCUAAAAACAGGAAAAGCUAAGCUACGCUAGCACAAUAAAAUCCAUCCUUCUAAAAGAUAAACCAAAGCAAGACAAAUAUAAAGUAUGCUAGCUUAUCCCAGCUAACUUUUGGUGAGAGAAGUGGGGUCCAUUUUGGGCUCGUGACCAGUCAAUCACGGGGCACAUCUAUCCAUUUUCUCUGCUGCUUUUCCUCAUUUGGGUCGUGGGGGAGCUGGAGACUUUCCCAGCUGACUUCUGGCAGCAGUGAGAGAACCGGGGUCCACCCUGAACUGGUCACAAGUCAGUCCCAGGGCACACCCACCCACCCACCCACCCAUCAAUUUUCCAUAGCACUUGCAUCCUCAUUAGGGUCGCAGGUAACUGGAAUCAAUCAAAGCUGACGUUUGGCGAGAGAAGCGGGGUCCACCCCGGACUGGGAACAUAUAGACGGACAAGCAGAGAGGGUGACGACACACACAAUAGUUUACUGAGCGGAUCCUGAGAGCGCGAAGGGAGGUGAUGCAGGGUUGGAACCAAUUAGGCCAAGAUGAGCCCCCCCCACAAUCCCCCCCAGCCCCUCCUCCUUUUCCUCCCGGGGGGUGCGCCCCGGUGACAAGAUGAGGGAUCGUCAUCAUUACUGUUAUUUAUUUGCUAAGCAGAGGCCGACUGUGGGGCCGAUCCUAAUAGGAUUCACGCAUUUGCAAUGAGCGCCUUUAGCUUUUGGGCUUUGGGUGGCAUGCGCCGGGAGAAAGUGUGUUUGUCUGUGUGUAGGUAAUGAAAGCAUGCGGAGAUUUUGGAAGCAGCAUCACAAUAAACGCCUUUUAAUCAAUUAUGCAGCCCCUAUUGUAAGCCCCGCGAACUAUCAUCAAUAAUACGUGGCGGCAAGCUAGCGACGUUGCAUGAAUAACUUCUGCACGGGGAGGGGGAAUCAAUCGCAAUUCCACCGCAUGCUUGGGAAUCCAAAUGAGUAUUACAGAUAGGCUCGUGUAUCGUUUAUUAUUAUUAAUAUUGGUCCCUGUAUAAAGUUAACUCAAAAUGAGUUCAUAAUAUCAGUUACACUUUAUUUUCUGUUGUUUCAGAAAAGUCAGAUGAAUGCCAAAGUAGACAUUUUAGACCUAUAAUUAAUGCUAACAUAUGCUAAUGCCUGACGCGAAAUUCAGCAAUAAAAAUUAAAAAAAAAGUAAUUUUAUUAUUUUUAGUUUAUUUUAGUUAUGUAAACAAUGAUACCUUACCAAAGUUAUGUUCAGAAAAAUCACCAGCGGAAACAUUCUAGUACUACAACAAAUGUGGUUAAAUACAAAAAUAAAGGCUUUUUGUACGAAUAAUUAAUGCUUACAUAUACUAAUGCUACGAGUGUGGCGAAAUGAGGGGAAAAUACAAAUGGAAAAAUAAAAUUCAAUGUUAUUGUUUUGGUUUAGUUUGAGUAUGUAAAUUUAAAAUUGUAAAAGUUGUUUUAAAAAAAAAAAAAAAGCCAAAGAAAUUUUUAAAAAUUGUUUAACCAAACGGCUCAAUCAUAUGAAUAAUUCUAACAUUUGCUAAUGCUAAGACUAAGUGAAAAUUCACAUUUUUUUUUAUUUAGGUAUUUGGAUACAUAAUUUAUGUUUGAAAAGAAAUAAUUAAAAAAAAAAAAAAGCACCAGAGGAAACUUAUUUUUCUAUUUAUGAAAGCACAGAAACUUUUUUUAAAAGAUGUAAUUAACACUAUCAUAUGCUAAUGCCAAGAGUUAGAUGCUAAUUGUUAGCCCGUGUGCCAAUCGUGUUUCCCAUUUCCCGUUGUAUGUUAGUUAGCAUGAAGAUAGCAGAGGUUACAGUGUGUUUGUUUUGAAUACACAGUGUGUAAUUGUCUUUGUUUUCUGUUUAGGUUGAUAGCAACCUUCAGCUAACAGUGGGUAUAAACAUCAAUAUUUUUACAAUUUUUUUUAAAGAAUUGUUUACCAUCUGCUAACUUGCGCUUGUUGUGAAGUGGGAUUAGUUCACUGCCACCAUACAGCGCGUCCAAGUCGGGUCACUAGUAUCUCAAGUGUCCCACUGUAUUAGGAAUGUUCAAAUGUGACUUCAACCAUUGCCUAAUGGUGACGGUUUGAUCAUAGAACAUUUCCACUGUCAAGCGCAGUUGUUGAAAACUCCCCUGAAUGCAACAAAAAAAUAGAAGAAACGAUAAAAUAACUAAUAAUAAAUAAUAUUUUCUCCACUGACAUUAUGCUAUUUUAACAAUGUGAAUUCAGUGUUAGGAUCAAUGUGCACAUCCUUUGUCUCCACAUAUGGGCGCUUUGCAUUGGGGAGAGUGUUGAUGUGUGUUUGUGUGUGUGCGUGAUUCAGAUGUUGUGGAAGCGUAACUAUACUUAGUCCAUAAGUCACGAUGCUCUCCAUUCCGAAGACACCUUCGGGGCCCGCAUUACACCCAGCGAGACUCCAUCACGGCCUACGCCAAAUCGAUAAUCCCAGGGAGAUAGUCGAGGGGAGGAGGGAAAAAGACGGCUGCUGGACAGGGGGGAGAGACAGAGAUGGAGGUGGAGGUGGGGAAAGAGGGAACAUGGCCAGGAAUGCGGAGAUGAAAGAUGAAGGCUGCUCUUGCCCACUAACUCCCAACGGGCCCUUUGCUGACUGUGUUUUUAUCUGGGGAAAGGCAGAACACAAGACUGGAAAAGAAUGAUGAAAAAAGACAAUUCCACAAGAAAAAGAGAUGAGAAGUCGAAAUUUGACUAGAGAGGGGACAAAAAAAAAAUUGAACUGUCACGAGAAUACAUUUUUAUAUUUUGAUUGGGAAAAAAAGUUGGCAUCUUAAAACUGUUAUUUAAAACUUUACAAGAAUACGUAGUUGGUUUUAUUAGAUAAGUCGCAAUGAUAUGGAAAAAAGGCAACAUUUUUCAAGGGAUGUAAAUUUUGCGAGAAUACAGUCGUUAUUUAAAAAAAUAAUAAUAAUUCAGAUCAUAAAUGUACUCUUACAAGAGAUAAAAAGUUGGAAAUGUGACAAGAAUGCAGUCAUAUUUAAAGAGAAAAAAUACAAUAAAGUUGUAAUCCUACCGGUUUUUUUUAACCUUACAGGAAGUUGAAGUUUUAGGUUUAUUAUUGAUUCAAGUCUCAAUGAUAUGAGAAAAGGAGAAAAGACAUUGUUGCAACAUUGCUACAAAGAUCGCAAUAUUAUGAGAAAAACAAGGAAUAAAAUCGUUUGUGUUACCAGAGAAAAAUCCUGAGGAAAAAUUGUAACAAGACGGUCUUUUUUUUUUUCUUUUUUCUAUAAAAGUAGCAAUACCAUACGAAACUGUUUAACAAAAAAAUAAAUUAUUCGAGAAUAGGCUCCAGUGCGCCCGCCACCCUAGUGAGGAGAUGCGGCUCAGAAAAUGGAUGGAUGGAUAUACAAGAAUACGCUCAAUAUUUGGAGAUGAAGUUGCAUUAUACUGUAUUACAACAGUCAGAAUUUUUCUUGAGAAAAGUCGUCAUUAACUUUACAAGAGAUAUAAAUUAGGACAUUUUGAGAAGUCAUAUUUUGAGGGGAAAAAAAGGUACUAGGAUAGUCAUAGUCUGAAAAACCUUUUUAACUUUACAAGACAUAAAAAGACAGAAAUGUUACAAGAAUACUUGGCUUGAGGAAAAAAAAAAGUUGUAAACUUACAGGAAAAAAGUUGUAGUGUUAUGAAAACUGUCAUAACCUCAAGGGGAAAAAAAGUUUGUAACUUCAGCAGAUAAGUAAAAAAUGUACAACUUUGCAUGAUUUUUCGAGGAAAGUUAUCUAAACCUUUUCUAAUCUUACUUUUUUUUUUUGGGGGGGGGGGGGAAAUAUCACCAUAAAGAAAUUGUGAAAAUUCUUCUUCCCAAAAAAAAAAAAUCAUAUUACGCAUUUUUUUUCUUCACUAUAAAAAUAAAUUAGUAUUUUUGUGUGUGAAAGCUGCAAUAGUACAUUUUUUUAUUAUAAGCAAUUGUGGUAAUCUAAUGAGGGGAAAAAAGUCAUAACGUUGGAUUUGUACGAUACAUAAAACAUUUUGCUUGAAACAGUGAGAUUUUGUUCUUCUUAGAAACCAAAAAACUAAUUCUCUCAUAAAUGUAUUGAGUAUUUCUGCUCAAUGCUAGCUGCUAUGCUAUUGUUUUUGCAAAGCUAUCAUGUGAUCGCUGCUAGGUUAAUCCUUAAUAAAUUUGUUGUUGCCGC
Messenger RNA from Phyllopteryx taeniolatus (common seadragon), 9615 nucleotides. RefSeq names its product SH3 and cysteine-rich domain-containing protein 3-like. The record is from RefSeq and is a predicted model, not a curated record. Gene Ontology annotation, cellular component: extrinsic component of cytoplasmic side of plasma membrane. Gene Ontology annotation, biological process: positive regulation of voltage-gated calcium channel activity; skeletal muscle contraction; positive regulation of protein localization to plasma membrane. The transcript has 14 exons. Lineage: Eukaryota; Metazoa; Chordata; Actinopteri; Syngnathiformes; Syngnathidae. Bases 949 to 1989 code for a protein of 346 amino acids. Gene Ontology annotation, molecular function: protein binding.